Messenger RNA from Anneissia japonica, 2740 nucleotides. RefSeq names its product growth/differentiation factor 8-like. Gene Ontology annotation, molecular function: growth factor activity; cytokine activity. Bases 120 to 1481 code for a protein of 453 amino acids. The record is from RefSeq and is a predicted model, not a curated record. Gene Ontology annotation, cellular component: extracellular region. Gene Ontology annotation, biological process: SMAD protein signal transduction. NCBI's taxonomy places the organism in Eukaryota, Metazoa, Echinodermata, Crinoidea, Comatulida, Comatulidae. The transcript is spliced from 2 exons.
GCAUUAAAUGCGGUACCUAUAUUUUCUAGGCGAUCUUUCCUUUCUGGCCUUGUCUGUGGCUGUGAACGCAAGCUGGUUUAUACUAUUCCAUAGGGCCGAAGAGUAGUAACUCAGUAGAUAUGAGGUCUUUCCUGCUGUUACCAUUCACAGUGCUGUGUAUUUUCUCAGCUGUUGAUAGUGCAGUUGUAAAAAAGAAAGAGCAUUCGGCCGAGGCUUUGCAAACUCCACAGACAAGGAAAUUCAAGAACGGCAAAGAUACCAGUGCCCGGCCGCCGGUUGCAGAAAGCACAUUUGUCGAAACGACCGUGUUUCAUGAAGGGACGUCCAAACGUAAACAUGGGAAACAUCAUAAACACAACGACGAAAAUAGAUCUAAUUUACCUUCUAAUCGAGACGAGGACCCACACAUUUCGCAGGGAGAAGAUUCUGACCAACAGGGCGAGCUCGGAGAAAUAUUACAAGAAGAACAAUCAUCUAUAAUAGAACACAAUAAUAACAUGGCUAGUUUAGAUGAAAGCGAUCCUCAGAUGGCGCGAAAACUUAGGAUCGAGAUGAUUAAGCAGCAAAUACUGGAUAAGCUGCGACUAGAUGCACCACCAAACAUCACACGGGGGAGAGUACGUUUACCGGAGCCCCUUGCGUUCUCAGAACGUUCCCUGGGCAUGCAGAGUGACCAGCCUCCGGAAGUGCAGGAGGAUGAUUAUUAUGGCAAAUUAACUGAAGCUAUCAUAUUUGCAGAGGAAGUUGACAACUUCUGUGAAUCUAAGUCAAGUUCAACUUGUUUUCGAUUUCCUCUUCAAUCUGAAGUUCACGAUAAAUCUAUCUCGUCCGCUCAGCUUUACUUUUAUCGUGUUGCAUCACCGAACGACGAAGAUGAUCAAACGUUGUCAGUGAUGCAGCUUGGACACCAAGGUCUGAAACCUAUAGGCGAGGUCCGCACCUCUAACAGGGAGGGCUGGGUUCAGAUGGAAAUUAAAGAAACAGUUGCUCGUUGGCUGAUACACGAUGUCGACAAUCGCGAACUGAUGGUACAUUGUAAAACUUGCCAGUCACAGAACUCGCCAAUUUCGCUUACUGGCUCUAAACGCCCAUUUCUGUUUAUAAAGACUGAUACACCGACUUCGAGGCGGACCACAAGAUCGAUAUAUUGCAAACCCGGGAUCAAGCAAUGCUGCCGCCAAGACUUCUACAUUUCAUUCGCAGAAAUCGAAUGGGACGACUGGAUUAUACAGCCGGUUGGAUACGAUGCGAAUUUCUGCAAGGGUAGCUGUACACAGGGCACAUCACCACUUUCCCACCACACAAGUAUUAUCUACUCGGUUGCCAUGAAGGAAAAGGACAAAGAAAUCCGCGACUUGUUGACGCCGUGUUGUGUACCGUCAAGCUUUUUACCGCUGGAGAUCGUUUACCAUACUGAUGACGAUUCGAUCUAUAGGCGCAGUAUUCCAAACAUGACAGCACAAAGUUGCAGAUGUGGCUAGAUCUCUCACCUGCCUUGUUAUGGCCAUUCCUGUCUCUCUUCAUCACUGGUACAUCGAAAAUAGUUUCGCGUGAUUGAUUGACGUGUGAAAAACAGAUUUAGCAGCAUCGAGAUGGAAUAUAGUCAUCGUUGCAUCUGCUAGUGAGUCUCCUUUCAUCACGAAAUAAUGUAUAAAUGUGUUGUGCGCAUGCGCUUAAAAACUGUAUUUGAGGAAAAAAUAAUGAGACAUUUUAACCUACCAAAGCGAACUAUCCCAUUUGCAAUAUUAACUCUAUGUUUUGUUUAAUACAGUAUAUUAAUUGGCAUAGUGUGUACUCCGGCCAACUUGAUGCAUCGCUCACACUCGGACAUACUUUGCUGGGCGUCAGAUGUUACUGAAUGCAAUGUCAAAGAUUAUACAAAUGUACUUUAUAUAUCAGUAUUAUAUAAGUUCAACACUUAUUGCAUUGGUUGUAAUUUAUAUAAAUCAAAUAAUAAUCUGAAGUUAUGUCAACAAACUAGUUACUUUUAAAAAAAGAAUGCAAAUAUGACGAUCAAGUUAGCUAAUUUAGACGAUGUCUACAAUGGACAUGAAUUAAGAAUUUUUUUAUUUUUUUUUAAUUUUUUUUUAUAAUUAAAAAUUAAUCGGGAGGAUAUUGCCUGUUCUUAAAAGUUUGCAUACUGCCAAUUUUUUGAAAAGGGAUUCAUCGGGUGCGUGCUAAUCUCUAUUUAUAUUAUACAUGUUUUCACUUAUUUUGAAUAUUAUUCAUGUAAUACCGAUAUAUUUUUUUAUAUAUUAUGUGAUAUAUUUAUGUAUCACAUAUUCACAUGUUCAAAAAAUCAAUUCGUUAAAAACUAUGUUGUGACAAAUUGAGCAUGUUUACGCGUGAGCGUGACUUUUUCUAGCAUAAAUCUAAAGUCUACGUUCUUAAAUUAUCAGAUCUCCAAUGUAUUUUUUAAAACAAUAUUUUGGAGUACAUUUAUAUUAUUGUGUUAGGAUGUAUUGUAAAAUCUAUAUUAAUCGUAUUUAGCAUAAAAUGCUGAAGCUUCGACUGAGCCCUUUACUUGGGCUUUGAUUUCCCAUGUUGCUAGAAGAAAUCGCGAGCAAGUUAUCUAGGCCUGCCUACCACCGGAGCAGCCACAGGGUGCAAAGGUGUAGCAGCUUUGACAAACGCGUGGGGAACCCAAGGACGCCUACGAAACGUGUGUGACAAGUAUGCACCAUAUGGUUAUCAUAAUGGUUAUGGCUACAAUGUGAAUAAAACGCAAUUUUAGCACAAA